This is a messenger RNA of Onthophagus taurus, 1643 nucleotides long. The record is from RefSeq and is a predicted model, not a curated record. Lineage: Eukaryota; Metazoa; Arthropoda; Insecta; Coleoptera; Scarabaeidae.
UCAAAAUUGUUAAAUUUUAGGUUAUGUCGUUUUAGUAAACAUCAAAAUAAACGUUAUAAAACGUUAAAAUGAGUGUAGAUCCUCCUCGAAAAAAGUACCGACGACAUGAAGAAGAAAAGGAUUCUGAUUCUGACGAUAAUUAUGUUCCUUACGUUCCGGUUAAAGAAAGAAAACGACAACAAUUGUCGAAAUUGGGAAGAAUUGGACAGUUAAAAGAUGAACAAAGUAAACAAAAAUCAUCAAGCGAAAAUGAUAGCAAUGAAGAAGAUGAAGACAAAGAGAAAGUUUGGGGGCGAAAAUACAAUAUUUCUUUAUUAGAUCAGCAUACAGAGUUAAAAAAAUUAGCAGAAGCUAAAAAGGUUAGUGCUGUUGAAAGACAGCUGAAAAAAGAAGAAGAAAUCCUAGAAAUUGUUGCAGAAAAAAAGGCUUUAAUGGGUGUAUCUGAAUUGGCUAAAGGAAUUCAAUACAGUGAACCUAUAAAAACAAGUUGGACGCCCCCUCGUUAUGUUCUACAAUUACCGAAAAUCCGACAUGAAAAAAUCAGACAUGAGUUAAGAAUUUUAGUUGAAGGUGAAGAAAUUCCACCACCUUUAAAAUCAUUUAAAGAAAUGAAAUUUCAUAAAGCUAUAUUGGAUGGGUUAAAAGAAAAAAAUAUUAAAAAACCAACUCCUAUUCAAGUACAGGGUAUCCCAACUGUAUUAUCUGGAAGAGACAUGAUAGGAAUAGCUUUUACUGGUUCAGGAAAAACAUUGGUUUUUGUUCUCCCCUUAAUUAUGUUUUGUUUUGAACAAGAAUUUAAGUUACCAUUUAUUAAAAACGAAGGUCCUUAUGGAUUAAUAAUUUGCCCAUCUAGAGAAUUAGCAAAGCAAACUUACGAUAUAAUUCAACAUUUUUGUAAGUAUUUGAUCAAACAUAAUUUACCGGAAAUACGAAGUUGUUUGGCCAUCGGGGGAGUUCCCGUUUCGGAAAGCAUUGACAUUAUUCAAAAAGGUGUUCAUAUUAUGGUGGCUACACCAGGACGUUUAAUGGAUAUGUUAGAGAAGAAAAUUGUUAAAUUGGGCGUUUGUCGUUAUUUAUGUAUGGAUGAAGCUGAUAGAAUGGUUGAUUUAGGGUUUGAAGAAGAUGUUAGAACAAUUUUUUCAUAUUUCAAUGGUCAAAGACAAACUUUAUUAUUUUCUGCUACAAUGCCAAAAAAGAUUCAAAAUUUUGCACGUUCAGCUCUUGUAAAACCUGUAACAAUUAACGUUGGUAGAGCUGGUGCUGCUUCAAUGAACGUCAUUCAAGAAGUAGAAUAUGUUAAACAAGAGGCAAAAAUUGUUUAUUUAUUAGAAUGUUUACAAAAAACACCACCACCAGUAUUGAUUUUUGCUGAAAAGAAACAAGAUGUUGAUGCUAUACAUGAAUAUUUGCUUCUAAAAGGAGUUGAGGCUGUUGCUAUUCAUGGAGGAAAAGACCAAGAAGAAAGAUCACGUUCUGUAGAAGCAUUUAGAAAAAAACAAAAAGAUGUUCUUGUUGCUACUGAUGUAGCUUCAAAGGGCUUAGAUUUUCCAGAUGUACAACAUGUUAUUAAUUAUGAUAUGCCUGAUGAUGUUGAAAAUUAUGGUAUGUAUUGUUAUGACUUUUAUUAAUAGUUUUAUAUGCUA